Lepus europaeus (European hare) is the source of this 5209-nucleotide messenger RNA. RefSeq names its product testis specific serine kinase 4 (gene TSSK4). Gene Ontology annotation, molecular function: ATP binding; tau-protein kinase activity; protein serine/threonine kinase activity. Gene Ontology annotation, cellular component: cytoplasm. Bases 4103 to 5131 code for a protein of 342 amino acids. Lineage: Eukaryota; Metazoa; Chordata; Mammalia; Lagomorpha; Leporidae. The transcript is spliced from 4 exons. Gene Ontology annotation, biological process: protein phosphorylation; microtubule cytoskeleton organization; intracellular signal transduction. The record is from RefSeq and is a predicted model, not a curated record.
GGCACACUGGGUUAGCACCCUGGCCUGAAGCAUCGGCAUCCCAUAUGGGCGCCAGUUCAAGACCCAGCUGUUCCACUUCCGAUCCAGCUGCUAUGGCCUGGGAAAGCAGUAGAAGAUGGCCCAAGUCCUUGGUCCCCUGCACCCACGUAGGAGACCCAGAGGAAGCUCCUGGCUCCUGGCUUCGGAUCGGCGCAGCUUUGGCCGUUGCGGCCAACUGGGGAGGGAACCAGCAGAUGGAAGACCUCUCUCUCUCUCUCUCUCUCUCUCUCUCUCUCUAUCUGCCUCUCCUCUGUGUUACUCUGACUUUCAAAUAAAUAAAUAAAUCUUUAAAGAAAAUUGCCUAUCCCUAAAUAUUCUUUAAAAUAUUUUUCAAUUUUUCUUUUCCCUUUCCUCGUCUCCCUCCCCCUCCCCAUUCCCUUACCUGAAGGCAGAGAGGGAAAGAUCUCCCACCCACUGAAUCAACUUUCCAGAUACCUGCAACAGCCAGGACUGGGCCAAGCCAAAGCCAGGAGCCCCAGAUUCCAUCCUGAUCUCUCAUGCGGGUGGGGGGACUGAACUACCUAAGCCUCAUCUCAGGCCCAAGCUCUGAUUUUGAUGUACACCAAAACUUGGCCAUGAGUAUAUAAGCUAAAGUCAAAGUGACAGUAUGCGAGGCCUCAAACUUGGAUCCUAACUUUCUCCAGGUGUAUUUCCCUUCUGGGAACCCUACCCUACGCUGGAUUCAAACUGAAAUCUUUAAAGUCAUGUUGUCUCAAACCUACAAAUCUUAUUUCUGCCUGGACUACCCAGUCUCCAUGCCCUUCACACAUGCCUAGAGAACAUAAAUUUUUUUACUUUUUUUUUUUGACAGGCAGAGUUAGUGAGAGAGAGAGACAGGGAGAAAGGUCUUCCUUCCGUUGGCUCACCCCUCAAAUAGCUGCUAUGGCCAGCGCACUGCACUGAUCCAAAGCCAAGAGCCAGGCACUUCCUCCUGGUCUCCCAUGUGGGUGCAAGGCCCAAGCACUUGGGCCAUCCUCCACUGCCUUCCCUGGACACAGCAGAGAGCUGGACUGGAAGAGGAGCAAUCAGAACAGAACUGACGCCCUAACUGGGACUAGAACCCAGUGUGCCGGCGCUGCAGGCGGAGGAUUAGCCUAGUGAGCCAUGGCGCUGGCUGAGAACAUAUUUUUAAAUAGUAAAAUUAUCACCCUCUUUAAACCUUCCCUUACAUCCUACAGGGCUUAUUUUUUUUUAAAAAAAUGAUUUAUUUGAAAGGCAGAGCAACAAAGAGGAGAGAGAGAGAGAGAAAGUGGUACCUUCUAUCUGCUCUUUCGCUUCCCAAAUGGCUGCACAAAGCCAGGAACCUAGAACUCCAUCCAGGUCUUGUGUGUGGGUGGCAGGGGUCGCAGCACUUGAGCUGUUGUCUGCUGAUUUCCCAAGCAUGUUAGCAACAAGCUGGUUUGGACGAGGAGCCGCCAGGAUUCAAAUCAGCACUCUGACACGGGAUGCUGAUGUCUCAGGUGGCAGCUUAACCUGUAGUGUCACAAUGCCAGCCCCUUCCAGUUUUUUUCUUUUUUUAAUACUUCAUCUCAGGGCCGGUGUAACCGGUUUGCAGCACUGGCAUCCUAUAUGGGCAGCAGUUCGAGUCCCAACUGCUCCAACUCCAAACCAUUUCCCUGCUAAUGUGCCUGAGAAAGCUGCGGAAAAUGGCCUAAAUGCUUGGGCCCCUGCACACCCACAUGGGAGCCCCAGAGAAAGAUUCUCGCUCUUGGCUUUGGUCUGGCUCAGCUUGGCCACUGCAGCCACUUGUGGGGUGAACCAGAGGACGGAAGAUCUGUCUUCCUCUGUAACUCUACCUUCCAAAUUAAAUAAAUAACACUUCAUCUCAUGGAACGGUUAUUUUGCUUAAGUGUUUGUCUCCCUUGCCAGCUGCCAACUCCUCAUGGGGAGGCUAUAAUUUGUCCAUCUUUGUACCUUCAGAAGUUUGCAGUGUUAUGUAUGUACUAGGCAGUUUGAUGCCUGUUCCUUGAGUAAACCAUUUACUCUGAACCAUGAUGAGUGGCUACAGCUGCCACCAAGCCACCUACCAAGGACCGGGGUGAGCCUUCUUACCACACCGAGGAUGGUGAGCUGGCUUCCAACAGAAUUUUGGAACUAUCCUACCAGGGUCAACUCUCAACAAAGGGAAGCUCACCGGUAGCCUAUGGCAUAAUCCGUUCUUGGAUUUUUUUGGGUUUGUUUUGGAGGAUGGAAAAUGAAAGAAUUCAGAUCCUUUGUUCUUUGCUCUCCCCUCCAAAAUCUUAGCAUAAAAUCCACAUUCCAUCAUUUCAGACCCGCUCUUCCCUGUUUUUGUUGCUUCUUGCAUUGUUUCAUUGCAGCUACCAAGCAAAACCCUGGGGUUCAAUUAUCCAUCAGUUUCAAGAUACUAAAGGGAUCUCAACACAGGUUCUGUAAAUUUGUAUCCUCCAACCCCAUUUGGGCCCUUGCUGCCCAGUGAUCCUGCCCAUUUUCCAACCAUCUCUUUUUCAUUCUCCACAACCCAUUCUUUUCAAACUUCUGAUUUCACCUCUCUUCUCGUCAGUGAACCUCCCUUGAUACCCAAUGGGACAUGCAAGCAAAAACAAAAAGCACCUUAACAGACAUUUGGUCAAGUGCUAUGUCUGACAAAGUGUUGGUGUUGGGAAGCACCUAGAAGGGAGGAGCAUCUUAGGUGUGGACAGGCAGUACAGCCUUCCUUAAAAACGGCUGUGAUUGGGCCAGUGCUGUGGUGCAGUGGGUUAGUCAUGACCUGCAGUACCAGCAUCUCACAUGGGCACCAGUUAUAGUCUAGGCUGCUCCACUUCCAAUCCAGCUCUCUGCUAUGACCCAGGAAAGCAGUGGAAGAUGGCCCAAGUGCUUGGGCCCCUGCACCCAGGAGACCUGGAAGAAGCUCCUGGCUCCUGGCUUCAGAUCGGUCCAGCUCCUGCCGUUGCGGCCAUUUGGAGAGCAAACCAGCGAAUGGAAGACCUUUCUCUCUCUCCCUCUCUCUGUAACUCUACCUCUCAAAUAAAUAAAAAAAAAAAUUUUUUUUUUUUUAAAAAGAGGCCUGAAUUGAGGGAGUGGCAUUGAGCUUGGAGAGCCAAGUGUCUUAUUUAAGAUAUAUUAAGAGGUAGAAGAGACAUGAUUUGGUGAUAAAUUAUGUGUAGGGACUAAGGCAAGAGGAAGGGCCUGAGAUGACAUUUUGGUGUCUAAGGAUAACUAGUGCACAAUUUACGGUGAGUUUGAGGUGCCUAGGAGAGACCUGUCUAUGUGACGUCCAAUGAGCAAUUAGGCUGCAUCUGGAACUCCAGUGAUAUCUGGGACAGAGAUGAGAUCAGGAGCAGCAAGCACAUUGAAGCUCUGGGAGUGUAAGGAUAAGGUCUUAAGGGGAAAAUGUGAAGGUCUGAGAAAACAAGGCCUGUGAUAGAACCCUUAGGAUAAGAUUAAGAGAUAAAGGGGGACUGAUGAAGCUCCAAAGGAGGCUGAGGAUGACCAGAGGCAUGGGAGGAUAUUAAACUAGAGGUCCGGGUCAUGGAGGAUGCCUGUUAAGGUUACAUUCCUAUAGCAGGCUUCAACACCUUGAACUUCUCUGUAAUGCCCCUGUGCAUCUCAUGCUCGCUUAAGCGCAAGGGGCAGAAGGUCUCUACUGGCCUGGUCACUUUAUCCUAGUACUGCACGCUCCGGCAGAAAGGAGGUGCUCCGUGCACCUGGAUGGCUAGGGGGAGAGUCUCACCAGAUUGCAGGGCAUGCCUCUGGGAACAAAUCUGUUCCAAACCACACUGCAUUUUCAAGCUUCGUGGCCCGUGACAGAUAGAAGGUGGAUUGUGAUGUGGAUGGAACAUGAAACCUUGGUAAGUUCCGUAACCAAGGAGGAAGUAGUACCAACAGCCAGUGGAGACAGAAAGAACUGCUCCUCCUAUCCCCCUUCAAGUUGCUAGCAGAGGGCUGGGCCCAGCAUCCCAGACUUAAUGUGACUCCAUAGGCAAGCAUCCAGAGACCAGCUUCACUUUGGUACCCUGGCCUUCAGUGGCUAGAGGUGUUGGCCUUGGAGUAGACAGGAGGCUUCCAGGUAGCCAAGCUCCUUGCUCUCAGCAAGCCCGGCAAUAUGGGGAAGGGAGAUGCGGUGGAGGCGGCAGCAGCACCAGCCACCCCGGCUUACCGAUCUGUCAUGGAGGAGUAUGGCUAUGAGGUGGGCAAGGUCAUUGGCAAUGGCUCCUACGGGACAGUGUACGAGGCUUAUUACACGAAGCAGAAGGUCAUGGUGGCCGUCAAGAUCAUCUCAAAGAAGAAGGCCUCUGAGGACUAUCUAAACAAGUUCCUGCCCCGCGAGAUACAGGUAAUGAAAGUCUUGCGGCACAAGUACCUCAUCAACUUCUAUCAGGCCAUCGAGACCACGUCCCGCGUGUACAUCAUCCUGGAGCUGGCACAAGGUGGAGACGUCCUCGAGUGGAUCCAGCGCUAUGGGGCCUGCUCGGAGCCCCUUGCUGGCAAGUGGUUCUCCCAGAUGGCCCUGGGCAUCGCCUACCUGCACAGCAAGGGCAUCGUGCACCGCCUGACCCCCAGCCUUUCUGCUGCUGGUAGGGACUUAAAGUUGGAGAACUUGUUGUUGGACAAGCGGGAGAAUGUGAAGAUAUCGGACUUUGGCUUCGCCAAGAUGGUGCCUCCUAACCAGCCUGUGCGUAGUAGCUCUUCUUACCGCCAAAUGAACUGCUUUUCCCACCUCAGCCAGACCUACUGUGGCAGCUUUGCGUACGCCUGCCCCGAGAUCUUGCUAGGCUUGCCCUACAACCCUUUCCUGUCGGACACCUGGAGCAUGGGAGUCAUCCUUUAUACUCUGGUGGUCGCCCGUCUGCCCUUCGAUGACACCAACCUCAAGAAGCUGCUGAAGGAGACUCAGAAGGAGGUCUCUUUCCCGCAGAACAACGCCAUCUCCCAGGAGUGCAAGAACCUGGUCCUUCAUAUGCUAUGCCAAGCAGCCAAGCGUGCCACCAUCCUGGACAUCCUCAAGGAUCCCUGGGUGCUCAAGUUCCAGCCUGAGCAACCCACCAAUGAGAUCAGGCUGCUUGAGGCCAUGUGCCAGCCCACCACCAGCAGCACCAGCAAUCGGCAGCAAUCCUUGGGCAACACGACCUGAAAAUGGGAGGGGAGGGAAGGAAAGGAGAAGGCAGGGACUGAGGGGCAAAGCAGGAGGGUCCAGGGCUAAAAAUCUUUU